Messenger RNA from Physella acuta, 8994 nucleotides. Its product is annotated as muscle calcium channel subunit alpha-1. Gene Ontology annotation, biological process: calcium ion import across plasma membrane. The record is from RefSeq and is a predicted model, not a curated record. Gene Ontology annotation, cellular component: voltage-gated calcium channel complex; membrane. NCBI's taxonomy places the organism in Eukaryota, Metazoa, Mollusca, Gastropoda, Physidae. Gene Ontology annotation, molecular function: high voltage-gated calcium channel activity.
CAAUAAAGGACGGGCGUGCGGUUAAUCCCGUAUCAAAUCUAGUUACAUUCACUAUUUAUUUUAAGUGUGCAGUUGUGUUAUUAAAAUCUUGUUUUGUAAUAAACAUGAAGUGAUUUUCCAAAGCUUACGAGACAUUGUAUCGAUCGCAUCAGAAACUUUGAUAAAAUAAAACUUAUUGAAGAACGAGUCGGAAUAGUGAUGCCCGGAUGCAAGAUGGAAUAUAUUCUUCGUCAAUUUAUUUAAGAUUUUAUCUUUGUGAAAAUGGAUGAAAUAAUGAGAUAAAAAUAAAUUCUGUUUAGGAACAACCCCUUAUCUGGUUCCUAAUAAUGGCGAAUUCGCCAACAGGGGUCAACCAUGAUCAGCCACCUGGUCCCAAACGAGAGAUUGGUGGAGGAGGGGGACACAGUCCAAGUAGAUCUGUCAACUCACCUCCAAAGCCAGUUGGUGGUGGGGGAGGUGGUGAAGACCCUGGGGGAGGAGCUGGAGGCGGCUCUGGAUAUAAACCUCUUGGUCCCCAGAAUACAUCAGCGGUCGCUAGUGUUGUUGGUGGCCUUGCUUUGAAUACAACAGACUCAGGUAGAGCUUUAAGCACCGGCUGGAGUACAGCCCUUGCUGCAGCUCAAGGAGCGGCCACUGUACGAAAGCGAGCCAACAUGAGGAAACAACAAAACCAAAAUGUUCGCCCUGCGCGGGCGCUCUUUUGUAUGACUUUGAAAAAUCCUAUACGCAAAUUUUGUAUACAAGUUGCAGAAUACAAAGCAUUUGAGUUUUUGGUAUUGAUCACCAUUUUUUCUAAUUGUGUUGCUCUUGCUAUUUAUACACCAUACCCCCAAGGUGAUUCUAAUUAUGUCAACUCUGCUCUAGAUGGCAUUGAAUAUGUCUUCUUAGUGAUAUUCUUAUUGGAGGGAAUACUUAAAAUUAUUGCAUACGGCUUUGUUAUGCACCAAGGAGCAUAUCUACGAAAUGGCUGGAAUGCUUUAGAUUUUACCAUUGUUGUCAUAGGAAUAAUUAGUUCUGUUUUAUCCCAACUUCAACUCAAGGGAUUUGAUGUGAAAGCUCUGAGAGCGUUCAGAGUAUUGAGGCCUUUAAGACUGGUGUCUAGGGCACCAAGUCUCCAGGUGGUAUUAAAUUCCAUUGUUCGUGCCAUGGUUCCAUUGUUACAUAUUGCCCUACUUGUAAUAUUUGUCAUCAUUAUCUAUGCUAUCAUUGGCCUGGAGAUGUUUUAUGGUAAACUGCACAAAGCUUGUUGUAUAAACGAAAACAUCAACAUAACACAUAAAUGUGAAGUAGUUGCAGAGGGCAAUCGUGUGUGUGGUGGGGAUUACAUGUGUGAGCCUCAAGAUGGAGAGACAUGUGCUGAUGGGUUUGAAGGGCCAAAUUACGGAAUCACAAACUUUGAUAACUUUGGACUCUCUAUGCUCACUGUCUUCCAAUGUAUAACAAUGGAGGGCUGGACCACAGUAAUGUAUGAUAUAAAUAAUGCUAUUAACAGUGACUGGCCCUGGAUAUAUUUCAUAAGUCUCAUUAUAAUUGGCUCAUUUUUUGUCCUAAACCUUGUGCUUGGUGUUCUCAGUGGAGAGUUCUCUAAAGAAAGGGAGAAAGCAAAAGCCAGAGGUGACUUCCAGAAACUGAGGGAAAAACAGCAGUUGGAGGAAGACCUCAGGGGGUACCUGGACUGGAUCACCCAAGCAGAGGAUAUAGAUCCUGAAGUUGAAGAAGAAAAUGAAGAGGGAGCAACACCGAGGCAUUCUAAAAUUGCAAGUGAUAUUGACUCAGUGGAUAAGGUGGAAGAGGGAGAGAAUGCUGAAGUUCAGCAGUCGUGGUUCCAGCAGAAAAGGUUACAUUUUCAAAAGUUGAACAGAAGAUAUAGGAGAUUUUGUCGAAAGAUAGUCAAAUCACAAGCCUUUUAUUGGGGAGUCAUUAUCCUGGUCUUUCUCAACACAGUGGUGCUCACAUCAGAACACUAUGGACAGCCUCCCUGGCUGGACGACUUCCAAUCUAUAACCAACAUGUUCUUCGUUGUCCUCUUCACUGCGGAGAUGCUGGUCAAAAUGUACAGCCUGGGUUUUCAGGGCUAUUUUGUUUCACUCUUCAACCGGUUUGACAGCUUUGUAGUGGUGUGCAGCAUCCUGGAGGUCAUACUGCAGAAAACCGAUGUCUUUCCACCACUGGGCAUUUCUGUGCUCAGGUGUGCAAGGCUUCUGAGGGUAUUCAAGGCCACAAGGUACUGGUCAUCCCUGAGAAAUCUGGUAGCCUCCCUGUUGAACAGUAUGAGAUCCAUUGCCAGCUUGCUGCUGCUCCUCUUCUUGUUUAUUGUCAUCUUUGCACUGCUGGGCAUGCAACUGUUUGGUGGCAAGUUCAACUUUAAAGACAGCCCAAAGCCUCGCAGCAACUUUGACACAUUCUGGCCCUCGCUGCUCACAGUCUUUCAGAUCCUUACUGGUGAAGACUGGAAUGCUGUGAUGUACGAUGGGAUUCGAGCUUAUGAAGGUGUUAAAUUCCCUGGAAUAUUAGUGUGUUUAUAUUUUGUUCUGCUGUUCAUUAUAGGUAACUAUAUUCUGCUAAAUGUAUUCUUGGCCAUUGCUGUUGACAACUUGGCAGAUGCUCAAAGCUUGACAGAAAUUGAGGAGGAGAAAGAGGAAGAGAAGGAGAGGACCAGGUCAUUAAGGCGGUCAAAGAGCAGAAGUCCAACUAAAGACCAGGAGGGAGGAGAAGAAGAAGGGCUGGAUGUGAAUGGAAAUGAUGAGGCUGGUGAACCCAACCACCUGAGUAGACAGCCUAGUUCAAGGAGCAGGAGGUCGUACAGGAAGGAGAGCACAAGCAGUGAUCAGCGAAGUCACCUCAGCCCUGAGCACAAUCUAAGUGGGGAGUACAGGGACACCCACACAGCCAGGGAAGAUGAUGAAGAGGAAAAUGAAGAGGAAGUGGAAGAAGAUGAAGGGACAGAGUGUACAGGUACAGAAGAUGACCAAGGAGAAGAAGAUGAAGAUGAGUCCCCAUCAUCUGCCCGACCACGCAGGAUGUCUGAGGUCCACAUCUCCUCCCGUGUCAGGCCUAUCCCACCAUUCUCUUCACUCUUCAUGUUUGCCCCAACCAACAAAUUCCGAAUCAUCUGUCACAAAACAUGUAACCAUUCAUAUUUUGGUAAUGUGGUCCUUGCCUGCAUUCUGAUCUCCAGUGCCAUGUUAGCCGCUGAGGAUCCUUUGAAAAGUGAAUCGCCUAGAAAUAUAAUUUUAAACAAAUUUGAUUACGUCUUUACUUCAAUUUUUACCAUUGAAAUUAUAAUCAAAAUCAUCACCUAUGGCCUUAUGCUGCACAAAGGUGCAUUCUGCCGCAGCUUAUUCAAUAUUCUGGACUUACUAGUUGUGGCUGUGUCACUGAUUUCCUUUCCUAUAGACAACCAAGCCAUUUCUGUUGUGAAGAUUCUCAGAGUGUUGCGAGUGUUGAGACCUCUGAGAGCUAUCAACAGGGCCAAAGGACUUAAGCAUGUUGUCCAGUGUGUGAUUGUGGCACUCAGGACCAUCUACAACAUCAUGCUCGUCACAUUUCUACUCAAUUUCAUGUUCUCUGUCAUGGGGGUUCAGCUCUUUAAGGGCAAGUUUUAUUUCUGUACAGAUGAAUCAAAACUAACAGAAGAGGAAUGCCAGGGUCAAUUUAUUAGCUUCAAAGGUGGAAAUUAUGAUCAACCAGAGGAAAAUAAGAGGGAGUGGGUUAAAAAUGAUUUUAACUUUGAUGACGUGAGGAAUGGAAUGUUGACUUUGUUUACUGUUGCUACCUUUGAAGGAUGGCCAUCGUUGCUGUACAAGUCCAUAGACUCCUAUGAUGAAGGCAAAGGUCCCAUCCAGAACAACAAGCCAGCCCUAGCCAUCUUUUAUUUCAUCUUUAUCAUUGUCAUCGCCUUCUUCAUGAUGAACAUAUUCGUGGGUUUUGUCAUUGUCACCUUCCAGAACGAGGGGGAGCAGGAGUACAAAAACUGUGAGCUGGACAAAAAUCAGCGCAAGUGUAUUGAGUUUGCUUUGAAAGUGAAACCAAUCAGACGCUACAUUCCAAAAGCAAGAUGGCAGUACAAAAUCUGGUGGUUUGUCACCUCACAAGCCUUUGAAUAUGGUAUAUUUGUGCUGAUCAUGACAAAUACAAUCACCCUCGCCAUGAAGUACUAUGGCCAAAGUGCAAGCUACUCAGCCGCUCUGGAUUACCUUAAUAUUAUAUUCACUGGUGUUUUCACUGCAGAAUUUAUCCUCAAACUGGCAGCAUUUAGAUUCAAAAACUACUUUGGAGAUGCUUGGAACGUUUUUGAUUUCGUCAUUGUGUUGGGUAGUUUUAUUGACAUUAUCUACUCUGAACUUAGUCCAGACACUACAGCUCCUGGUAACAAGUUUAUCAGCAUUAACUUCUUCCGCCUGUUCCGUGUGAUGAGGCUCAUCAAGCUACUCAGUCGGGGUGAAGGGAUCCGCACUCUUCUGUGGACAUUCAUCAAAUCUUUCCAGGCACUCCCAUAUGUAGCGUUACUGAUUGUCAUGUUGUUUUUCAUCUAUGCAGUUAUUGGAAUGCAGAUGUUUGGCAAAAUCAAGCUAGAUUACAACACACAGAUCCACAAAAACAACAACUUUCAAACUUUCCAUCAUGCUGUGCUUGUGCUGUUUCGCUCAGCAACUGGGGAAUCCUGGCAGGAAAUUAUGCUGGCCUGCUCGGACAAGGACACCGUCUUGUGUGACCCUGGGGCAGACCAGCACAGCGAGGAGACCAACUCAACAAUGAAAGUUACUCACACAUGCGGGAAUGACUUUGCUUAUGUUUACUUCAUCUCAUUCUACAUUCUCUGUUCUUUCUUGAUUAUCAACUUGUUUGUCGCUGUCAUCAUGGAUAACUUUGACUAUUUAACUCGUGAUUGGUCCAUCCUCGGCCCGCACCAUCUUGAUGAAUUUGUCCGUUUAUGGUCGGAGUACGACCCUGAGGCUAAAGGGAGGAUCAAGCACUUGGAUGUGGUGACUUUGCUAAGAAAAAUAUCUCCACCACUUGGCUUUGGUAAGCUCUGUCCCCACAGAGUAGCCUGUAAGAGGCUGGUCAGCAUGAACAUGCCACUAAACAGUGACGGUACAGUGAUGUUUAAUGCCACCCUCUUUGCCCUGGUUAGAACCUCACUCAAAAUCAAAACAGAAGGUAACAUUGACACAGCCAAUGAGGAGCUGAGGGCAGUCAUCAAGAAAGUUUGGAAACGAACCAGUCCCAAGUUGUUAGAUCAAGUUGUUCCGCCCGCAGGUAGAGAUGAUGAUGUAACAGUGGGUAAGUUCUACGCCACCUUCCUCAUCCAGGACUACUUCAGACGUUUUAAGAAACGCAAGGAGCAGAUGGUUAAAAUACAGAAAGGUCAAGAGCAUACAAAUGCCUUACAGGCUGGACUUCGAGCUGUCCAUGACCUUGGCCCUGAGAUCAGGCGAGCCAUCUCUGGAAACCUGGACGAAGAAGAAACUCUGGACAAGGAUGUGGAGGAACCCAUGCACAGGAGAAACCACUCACUCUUUGGUAGUGUUGUUAGCGCUAUGGCCGGUGUGCGACCUAUUCUACCCUUCUUAAACAGGACCCAGUCCUUGAAGGGUACCAAGGGACACAACACAUCCAACUUGUCUCCAAUCAUAGCUGUCAGUACAGCAGCUACUAAAAUGUUGGGGAUGAAUGGCAACCUAGUCAGCUCCUGCAAUCACCUGAAUGAAGAUUUGACUUCUCUACCCCAGACACUCAUACCUAAGGCAGCUGAAGUGCCCCACAGUAAACCAGGUGAAACAACAAUUAACCUUGACCUUCCUGGCGAGGGUGAUAAAACUGAAGAGGAGGAUGAGGAUGAUGACUUUGUUGAUGUUGAGGAAGAUCUGGCUGGAGAGGAAGUGAAGGAGCAGCGCAGGAGUGUGGUGGACACAGUUGGCUCUGGUCAUCAUGGGCAGUCCAAUAGGAUACUUGAUGGUCAGCUGCCACAGUCUGUUAUACCAGACAACACCAACCUCAGUCCUAGCACCAAACAGCAUGGCAUUUAUGUGUAUAGAGAUCUGCCUCAAGAAGACAGUGACUUUGAGAGGGAACACACCCCACCAACCCCACCACCACGAAGGCUGAGCAGGAAAGGCGCCUCAUUCAAACUUGGGUGUAUUGGUAAACAAGGAAGUGAUGAAAAUCCUUUGAUGAGGCGGGCUGGUCAGCCCCUCAGAUUUCCUAGCCAGCAACAGAGCAUCACCCAGCCAUCAGUGGACUCCCAGCUACCACAGCCAACAAUUCAUGUAACAUCAGGUGGCCGAUUGGUCAGUUUCCUGCGGAAGCUUGGCCAUCGCUCCAACAGAGCAGAGGAGGUGCCUCGCCACGUGGAUGUCAGCUCUGACCACUCCAGUCAACCCCACCGCUCUGUUGGCCGAGGUCCCUUGAUUAUACCCAAAGCUGUCCAACAGCAGCACUCACUAUCUCCACGACAGCUUGAGAACAGGAGAAGUAGUGCUGAAACUUUGGUAGCCAAGGUUCUGCAGGAUGAAGGACUGAACCGCUAUGUAGACCCCAAAUGUUUACAACGUGAAAUAGCCGAGGCCACCAACAUGACAGCAGAAGAGAUGAAUGUAGCUGCUCGGGAGAUCAUCAGAAGGUCAAGGCACCUUGAGCCUGACUACUAUGAAUGUGAAGAAACCAGCAACGUUAUACCUCGCUCUCGGCGCUCCCCUGCCAACAGACACGAGCUACAGGACAAUGCUCGCUAUUCCAGUCCUACCAAUAACAUAGACAAACAUUCACUGGUAAAUGUUACUUCUUUAUAGCCUUGGCUGGGCAAACAGCUUGUUAGUUAAACUCUGUUGAAACAGCAUUGUGUGGUGCAUAUUUUACAAGGCAUUUGCGUGACUUACUCCUUAACACAGCAUUGUGCGGCUUAUGUUUAGUGCAUACUUUUAUCAGGAUACUGCAUUUACACUAAUAUUGGAUAAUUGAGUUGUUCAACUUUAAUAAAUACAUCAACAAAUGCAUGAGCUAUUCUUUAACCCACUUGAAAUAAAUUCUAUUACAUUUUAUCAUCAAACAAAAAUUAAAUCUAUUUCUAAUUGCUUGUAAAUAAAGAACCAUUUCAUUUCUUUGUUUAUAAAUCUCCACAGGAGCAACCUUUUUCUUACUAUCAACAAAUUUUAAUUUAACAAAAUAGGCCCUUCUAUAGAAAUUGACUUGCUUACUAUCCACUAACAGGCAUGAUACAUAGAGAAUGAUUUGUGAGGUUCGAGAGGAUUCCUGGAAACUGGUGCUACUGCUAUUACUAACAGGAAUGAUAACUAGAGAGUGAUUUGUAAGAUAUGAAAGGAUUCCUGGAAACUGGUGCUGCUGCUAUUACUACCCAUACCAUAGACACUUAAACAGUAUUGGGUGUACCUUUCAAAGAUUGUGUCACCACUCUGUACAUUGUCAAAUAGAUUGUGUCACCAUGUUCUAUACAAAGUUUUAUAGAUUGUGUCAACCCAUUUUUUGAAAGGUCAGGCAGAUUGUGUUACCAUACCCUGUUAAAAUGACUGCAGUCUAAUAAGAGUCAAGUAGCCUUGGUUAGGAGAUGAUUUUAAUUAUUGUACAUACUUAUCCUAUUUGUUGCAAUUUGUAAACAAAAUAAAUUGUCCCAAAUUAUUUUCAAUGAUUCAGAUGAUCUAUCAACAUUUGAAAUAUUCCUUGUAUUUUAAAACUAAACUAUUCAUUUGUUGUAUUUACAAUCAUUGAUUGGCAAAAUAAUAUACUUACCUACUAUUAACUUACAUUACUUAAGUUUUCUUAAAAUUAUUCUCAUAUCAUUUAAAACAUUUUACCUUUAAAAACAUUCAUGAAGAUGGUUGAAUGUGUUCUUUUUUUUCUGAGUUUGCUAAAAAAAAAAUCUUCCAAGUUGUGAUUAGCUUUCUUUGGCUCUUUCAUUCCUUCAAGCCAAUAUAACUCAUUCUUUCAUUCCUUCAUGCCAAUAUAUAAUUCGCCCAUUCAUUCUUUUGUACAAAUAUAUAUUUCACGCUUUGAUUCUUUCAUACAUUUAUAUAUAUUUCACACUUUUAUUCUCUCAUGUCAAUAUAUCUCACACACAUCAUUCAAUACGUCAAUAUUCUACUUAUAAAUACCUUUUAAAACAUUAUUCUUAAAAGUUGUAUAUUUACUAUUGCCUGGUAACCAUUCAUUAAAAUCUGAUACACUUUUCUUUUAUAAUUGUAAAUAUUUAACAGAAUGAAUUCUAUUUUAUUCUUACAUUUGAAUGCUCUCCCCUAUUUCUCCAUCUUGCGGUGAUGGUAUUGAUGUAACACAGUAUUUUAUCAGUGUUGUCUUAUCUUGAUAUCUAGUCAUUUCAGUUUGGUUUAUUGCUAGUAUCUUUCAUUGCUCAUUGCUGAAUCUUUUUUCUUCUUCAGCUUGCUUGAUAUAUAAACCUAGCAGUAAUAGGAAGAGCAUUAGCCAAUUGUAGAAGAAUCUCAAGACUUUAGAGUAGUGCUAGCUAUGUUCUAGAGAGUCAGGAUACCUGCCCUCAUUCAUGUAUCAUUCAGUCUAAGCUUUAAUUGGAAAACUGCUAACUAAAUUGAUUGGGUGAUCCUGAGUUGACUCUAAAUUAAUGACAUCUGGUCUUUCAUGUGCAUCAUGGCACUUCCUGUCAUGUGCAUUGUGGCGCUUCCUGUUUGUGAUUGUACAAUACUUUAGUGCUCUAACACCAAUUUUUUUAACACAUAGACAACUUAGUUCUAAAGAUGAAGUAGUUUUUAAAUGUUAUAUAAGAAGAUUAGUCCCCAAUGUCCUGGACCAAUGACUUGUAUCAUCUGGACACAACAUGCUCCCUAGCUCCUUUGAAGCAUUACCAUCUCACUAAUGUAUGCACUUAUUUUAAAUGCUGUAAUGUGCCUCUACCCAGCUGGACUGGGCAUUUGUAGAGGUUAGAGCAGAAGUACCUGAUGUACUCAGCAGACUAUCAUAGUACAAUACAUUGUUGGUCAGCUGCUAGUUCACCUGUCUUUUUGCAUGUAU